Messenger RNA from Suillus subaureus, 1461 nucleotides. RefSeq lists its product as uncharacterized. The record is from RefSeq and is a predicted model, not a curated record. NCBI's taxonomy places the organism in Eukaryota, Fungi, Basidiomycota, Agaricomycetes, Boletales, Suillaceae. Gene Ontology annotation, molecular function: monoatomic cation transmembrane transporter activity. The transcript has 8 exons. The coding region runs from base 1 to 1461 and encodes 486 amino acids. Gene Ontology annotation, cellular component: plasma membrane. Gene Ontology annotation, biological process: monoatomic cation transport.
AUGCAAGAGGAUCCCAGAAAUGAAACAGAGUCAUUUCUGCAACGCGUCGAUGGCAAGGACAGCGACAACAUGGAAUUAGACACCUUACAAGACAUUCUGGUCACACCUCGGGCAAGCUACAGGACGGCCGAAUACGACUUGCGGGACUUUGACGACGACGUAGAGCAUAUAAGCGAUGGCAGUGCUGCUCUAUUGGGCUCAGGUGGAAGAACCAGGGGGAACGAACGGAUACUGUCUGGCACAGGAAAGGUCUGGUCACAAGUUGGCAGUAUUGUUGUCGAAUGUGCACCCACGCUUCUUAUGACUACCAUAAGUCUCCUAUUCACCGGGGAACUCCUUGACCGUGUGUCACGUUGGCGGGCAAUGCGCACCAUCGAUGAGCUGAUAAUGAUCGUUCCUGUUGUCUUGAACCUCAAAGGCAACUUGGAGAUGAAUCUUUCUGCUAGAAUGGGAACUGCGGCUAAUAUGGGCGAACUAGACGACAGGAGCGCACAACGCAAGAUCGUGGGUGGUAAUCUGGCACUAUUGCAAGUGCAAGCUACUGUCGUUGCAUUUGUCGCCGCUUGUGUCGCAAUGCUUCUCGGUCUUUUGGUCCCGCGGUUAUAUUCGGGUCCUAGUGCCUCGGCCGCCACCGCCUCUAGGUGGGAAACCGAAGUCUGGUUUGAUAGAGUUCACCAUGGUGGCUUCUUCAGCUAUGAUGUCCGCGUGUCUGUCAAGCAUUGCCCUCGGCUCCUUCAUGUGUUUCCUGGUUAUCAUGUGUCGACGCAUCGUGUCCUUGGAGACUUGGUCACACUCAGCCUUCUUGGUGUCAUUUCCUCCAUACUGAUCAACGUCGUCAAUACUCCCAUUCCUCUCAUUUGUGUCGCACUCACUAUUCUCUCCGCGACGUUAUGCGUAUACCUGGUGAGGCGUAACAGCAGUGUCAAGGAUCUGAUCUACCAGGGCUGGGUUCCACUCUUUGGUGCAAUGGUAAUUUCUUGCGCUACUGGUAUUGUGCUUGAUAUGUUCGCCUCUCGUUAUAAAGGAUUCCCUCUUCUUGCAAUUGUCAUUAGUGGGCUUCCUGGCAGCGUUGGGUCUAUAUUUGUCUCCCGACUUUCGACUGCUCUUCAUGCAGCAUCUGCGAACGCGUCCCUGCACAAAAGCGACCCUUCCCCAAAACUUGUUAUGGUCACGUUGACUGUCAUCACAAUUCCCAUAGAGAUUUUGUUCCUCUGUACUCUACGCGCAUUCGGGUGGCUAAAAUUACCCAUUAUAUUUGCAAUAUUAUCAGUGUUAUUCUUUUGUUGUGCAGUCUUCACCUCAUUAGUUGUGGCUCGGUUGUUGACCAAUUUCUUGUGGUCCAAGGGCCUUGACCCCGAUACAUACGCUCUACCCAUCCACUCUGCCCUGAUGGAUCUGGUGGGACAAUUACUCCUUGUAUUGUGCUUCGAGAUCGUCUCGCUUCUGUGUAUCAACUGGUAA